AGGCAGGGGUGGGGGCAGCGCCGGGCACGUGGCUCGGGGGACUCGGCGGGUGUAUAAAGAGCCCCCGUCCGCCGCGCCGGGCGAGAGGCGGCGGCUGCGGCCGGGAGCGGGACUCGAACCCGCGGCGCUCGGCUGCGGGCCAUGGAGCUGCCCACGGCUGCCGGCACCGCCUGGGGCAACGGCACCGCCUGGGGCCCCCUGCCCGGAGCCAACGGCACGGAGGCAGCGCAAGCCAAGAACGCCACCUCCAUCCUCAUCGCCAUCGUCAUCACCGCGCUCUACUCCGUGGUGUGCGUGGUGGGGCUGCUGGGCAACGUCCUGGUCAUGUACGGCAUCGUGAGGUACACCAAGAUGAAGACAGCCACCAACAUCUACAUCUUCAACCUGGCCCUGGCGGACGCGCUGGCCACCAGCACCCUGCCCUUCCAGAGUGCCAAGUACCUGAUGGAGACCUGGCCCUUUGGGAAGCUGCUCUGCAAAGUUGUGCUCUCCAUUGACUACUACAACAUGUUCACCAGCAUCUUCACCCUCACCAUGAUGAGUGUGGACCGCUACGUCGCCGUGUGCCACCCGGUCAAGGCCUUGGAUUUCCGCACGCCAGCCAAGGCCAAGAUCAUCAACGUCUGCAUCUGGGUGCUCUCCUCCCUCAUCGGGGUGCCCAUCAUGGCCAUGGCUGUCACCAAGUCAAAAGACGGAAUGGUGCUGUGCACGCUCCAGUUUCCCGACCCUCCCAUCUACUGGGACACCGUGACCAAGAUCUGCGUCUUCAUCUUUGCCUUCCUGGUCCCCAUCUUGGUCAUCACCAUCUGCUACGGGCUGAUGAUCCUCCGCCUGAAGAGCGUCCGCCUCCUUUCGGGCUCCAAGGAGAAGGACCGCAACCUGCGGCGCAUCACGCGCAUGGUGCUGGUGGUGGUGGCAGCCUUCAUCAUCUGCUGGACGCCCAUCCACAUCUUCGUCAUUGUCUGGACGCUGGUGGACAUCGACAAGAAGAACCCCUACGUGGUGGCCAGCCUGCACUUCUGCAUCGCCCUGGGUUACACCAACAGCAGCCUCAACCCCGUCCUUUACGCCUUCCUGGAUGAGAACUUCAAGAGGUGCUUCCGAGAGUUCUGCCUGCCUUUCCGAGCCCGCCUGGACCACAGCAGCUUCUCCCGGGCCAGGAGCACCACGCGGGAGCGCGUCUCCACCUGCACCCCUUCGGAAGCCCGCUCCAAGCCGGCAUGACUAGGCAUGGGCAGGCUGCAGCGGGGCUGCCGGGGCCACGGGGGGGAUGACCUGCGCUCAGAAGUGACCCAGGUCACCACCACGGAGCUGUAGCAGAGCGGUGGCCCCGGCCCUGCCACUGGCUUUGUGCUCCCACGGAGGGAGAGUGACUGGAAAGGAGUUUUCCAUCCCGGAGAAGCAGGGACGAGGGAGUCAGGACUCAGCGAGCGAUGGAGAGGGCCAACAGGAGGCACAGCCCAGGCAGAGCUGCUCCCACCACUGAGGGACAAUGUGCCAGCCCCAUACACACAGCAAGGGUCCAAGGCACGGCCCAAGCACUGGGACACCACGAAUGAAUGCCUAUGAGUUUCUUCUCCUGCACGGCCCACGAUGGCAUCACAGCCCAUGGCAAGAGGGGAAACGCUCCCGUGGCCGAAGGGGACUGUGCCGGGGGUGUUGCCACAUCAUGAGGCCUCGCUCCAUCCCCCUGGGUCCAAAAACCAGCCAGAGACAGGAGGAGAAAAUGAUGCCACUUCAGAGACCCUUGUCAAAGAGCUCCACAUCCAUAGGAAAACCGUUACUGGAGUUCUCCACGUUGGGACUGUCCCCAGAGGACAGCUUUGUGCUGUUCAUGUCAUCACUGUAUCAUUUAGAGACCUCCAACUGCAGCCAGGGCAGCCCUAGAUACAGAUGUGAUGCUGGGAACACGGAUAAAGGCAGGGCAUAAAGCAGGGCACAUCUUGGCUGAUGCCAGGUUCUCCAUGCCCAGCAUCCAUCGGGAUGACAGGGAACUGCUCCUCAGCCAUCUGCCUCCAAAGCUGCUAAGGCUGAGAAAGAUCCCAUGAAGGGAGCAAGCUGGGGGACGUGAGGAGUGCUAAAGGAAUGAGUCCAACAGGACUUCCCUGCCUGCUGGCUGAGGGAUGGACAACAGCACUGCCCGGGUCCCCUUUAGCAGGGCCCGAAAGGACAGGAUGGAGAAGAUGGGGGGAAACAACAUCACCCUCAUUCCAUC
Molecule: messenger RNA, 2215 nt
Organism: Pezoporus occidentalis (night parrot)
Lineage: Eukaryota; Metazoa; Chordata; Aves; Psittaciformes; Psittacidae
Gene: OPRD1
Product: opioid receptor delta 1
Exons: 3
Coding region: 142-1224 (360 amino acids)
Biological process (GO): neuropeptide signaling pathway; G protein-coupled opioid receptor signaling pathway
Cellular component (GO): plasma membrane; neuron projection
Molecular function (GO): neuropeptide binding; G protein-coupled enkephalin receptor activity
Source: RefSeq, a predicted model, not a curated record